AUGAAUGAUUUACCAUAUGCUGCUGACGUUGAGGCCUCCCUCUCAGCCGAAGAAUUGAAUGUAUUACGAAGACAAUAUGAUCGCGAAGUUCAAGAGGGUGACGUUACCACACAAACCAAAUUUAAUUAUGCUUGGGGUUUAAUUAAAGGUCGAAGAGCUUCCGACCAACAACUUGGUGUGUCUCUUUUAUCAGAAAUAUUUAAUGAUAUUCCUGAACGUCGUCGCGAAUGCCUUUAUUAUUUAGCAUUAGGUUGUUUCAAGUUAGGUAAAUACACAGAAGCCAGAGAUUAUAAUGAUAGAUUGCUAAAGAUGGAACCUAAAAAUUUACAGGCUCAAAGUUUAAAAGAGCUCAUAAAACAAAAACUUGAAAAAGAUGGAAUUGUGGGUAUGGCUAUUAUAGGUGGAGUUGUAGCUGUUAGUGCAUUGAUCGUAGGCACAAUUUUCAAUAAAAAUAAACGGUAA
Molecule: messenger RNA, 462 nt
Organism: Funneliformis geosporum
Lineage: Eukaryota; Fungi; Glomeromycota; Glomeromycetes; Glomerales; Glomeraceae
Source: the annotation of a GenBank genome assembly